AUGUCCUCGCUUUCUCCACAGCGACCGCAGCAGCCGCGUCCGGUCCCAAAUCAUCUCCGGUCCAUUCCACCCGUCAAUCCUUCUCCUCGGUUCCUCCAAGGUCCCCUUCCGACGAUUCCUACGUCUUACAACACUGGUGCCAGGGGUGCUUUCCAAGGCUCCACACCAUCCAGGGAGCGAAGCGACAGCACCUUUUCUGCUGCCUCAUCUUCUGUGCUUUCUUCUUCAGAGACAUGCAGUGUAUUCUCAAAGACAACAUCGCCAUUCUAUGGCGAUGAGACAUCUUCAGUGCGCACUUCAUCAACACGACCGUCGUCCGCCGAGAGUCAAUCCGCCACCUCGAAGCAACAGCAAGCUCCUCCGGCGCGACCUCCCAAGAGCCCCAUUCGCGCCCUGGUCGAUUUGCCCCCGGUCUCAACGCCUGUCUUCACAAUCGACGCACACCCGUCCACGGAUCGCGCUCCAACUUCAAUUGCAACGAGCAGAAGAACAUCAUCCUUCUCUCUCGGUAAGCUCAUGAGCCGCUCGCCAAGCAACAGCUCCGUCCUUUCCUUGAGGGACAAGUACCAUGCCCUCGGUUCUUCGUCCACUGUCUCGCUUGCGACUGCCAGCGAUUGCCCGGCCUCGCCAAGCCUGUGUGCAGACAACAGCAGUCAUGUGAGACGAUCUUCCUCCUUCAGGCUCAGCCAGAAGCUUCGCAGCAAACUCGCGUUCAAACCCACGUCUCCCAGCUUGUCGAUGCACUGCCCCCCAACCCCAGACGAUGUGCCCAUCACACCUACUUCAUCAGACAGCCUCAACAUAAAGACCUCAUUUGGGGCACAACAGCAGCGCUCUUUCUCGUCCCGUAUUAAAUCGUUCCACCCGCACUUGGGUGAUGCCGACGAUGCACACUCUUUCUUGCCCACGCUUGGCAAAAAGGAGGCCAUGCUGUUCCACCUCAUCCCUUCGCCUCCUCCUACAGCUUCUUCGGGUUCCUUUACUUCAUCUCCACCUCUGUGA
Molecule: messenger RNA, 1002 nt
Organism: Acaromyces ingoldii
Lineage: Eukaryota; Fungi; Basidiomycota; Exobasidiomycetes; Exobasidiales; Cryptobasidiaceae
Exons: 1
Coding region: 1-1002 (333 amino acids)
Source: RefSeq, a predicted model, not a curated record